This is a messenger RNA of Penicillium verhagenii, 333 nucleotides long. RefSeq lists its product as uncharacterized. The transcript has 2 exons. Bases 1 to 333 code for a protein of 110 amino acids. The record is from RefSeq and is a predicted model, not a curated record. NCBI's taxonomy places the organism in Eukaryota, Fungi, Ascomycota, Eurotiomycetes, Eurotiales, Aspergillaceae.
AUGAAGUACCUCCCUACCUUGGCCCUUGCUCUCGCCUCCGUGGCUACCGCCGACUGGGCUCUUUACUGCGGUGACUCAUGCUCUAACGGUACCCUCGUUGCCUCUGGAUCGGACGUCGUCGAAACGUGCGCCAGCCUUGGCGGCACAUACGACUACUGCUACAUCCUUGCCGAUGCCGUUUACUACAUAGAUUGGUGGAAGGCCAUCUUCUUUGAGAAUGCCGAUUGUGAAGACCUGGAUGUUGCUGGAGGUUACCAGAGUCUUGGCUUGUUCAAUGGUUCUUGCACCGAUGCUGGAGAUUGGAAGGAGUACUACGUGGUGAUCAACGCUUAA